CUGAAUAGGAUGGACUGUAAAAGAGGAAAUGUGGCUUCUUCUACACAGGACAAAGUUAUUAAGUCAGGUUUAUUGGGGAUUCAGAUUUCUUUAGGUGCUGAGGUAGUAAGUGACAUAAACAAUGAAAAGGUGGAGAAGAAAGGAAAAGCAUUCCAUACAAAACGAUUUUUGUUACACAUGUUUGGAGAUACACUCAUUUCAGCUGCAGUAAUAGUGAGUUCUGGUAUAUUCUACUUUUCGCCUCUGGACCCAAAAGCCCAAUGUAAUUGGAAGUGUUAUGUGGAUCCUGCCGUCAUACUCAUUACAGUUGUCAUUAGAGUAAUGCUCCUCUAUCCUGCCCUUAAAGUAUAUGUAACCAACUUGAUGCAGAUGGCACCUGAAGGAGUUCAAGUGGAUAAGAUUUGUGCAGACCUGAUGAAGAUCACUGGUGUGCAGGGAAUUCAUGAGCUUCAUGUAUGGGCAUUGGAGACGGACUGUAACAUUGCCACUCUACAUGUAAAGUGUGCAGACUCAGUUGCAUAUGAGAAAUUGUGCUGUCAGACAAGAGAAAUCUUUCACAAAGCUGGGGUCCAUUCCAUCACCAUCCAGCCUGAAAUGACCCAUCAGGAAGAGCCAACAGAGGCUGUCCUCUCCUGUACAGCCCCCUGCCAGUUUAAGACAUGUCAAUCAAUGAUGUGCUGUGCGCUUUUCUCUGAACGUGGCAAAGGCCACAGCGAGGAUAGCAGCUAUCCAGCAGAUGUUUCUCUUCCUAAGUCCAACAUCCUGGGAAAUGAUGGCAUAAAUGUCACUCAGCUCUAGGGGGUUUACUGCCUUUCUGUACCCUAGGGGGUUUACUGCCUUUCUGUACUCUAGC
Molecule: messenger RNA, 853 nt
Organism: Polypterus senegalus (gray bichir)
Lineage: Eukaryota; Metazoa; Chordata; Cladistia; Polypteriformes; Polypteridae
Product: zinc transporter 10-like
Exons: 5
Coding region: 10-798 (262 amino acids)
Biological process (GO): zinc ion transmembrane transport; intracellular zinc ion homeostasis; detoxification of zinc ion
Molecular function (GO): zinc ion transmembrane transporter activity
Source: RefSeq, a predicted model, not a curated record